AUGCGACUACCGAUUUUGCUUCACCCUCAAGUGCGCACGGCACUUCCUGCAUGUGCCCAGCGCAGUCUUCGAAGGGCUGUCCGGGUCCGAUAUAAGUCACAAAUCCCUCGGCCGUCUCAGAAGCACCUUUCACCAUUACCCAAGUCGAAGGACACAACUCCUGCUACGCGCGCUACGGUCCCGAGAACACUCACACCGUCGAAGACGAGCAUUAGGACAGGGCCACCGGAACGAAUCCUGGUUUAUUAUGGAGGGACUGGUAGAGCUAUUUUCCUGGGCACCCUACGAAUCACCACAGUCAUCCUCUUUGGAGCAGCAUGUUUGAUUAUUGCACCAGCAUGCUCCGUGGCUGACUACCCCUGGUACAGCACACCUGCGGUGAUUGCCGCUGGUGCCCUCCCAAUGCUAUUUGUUUCCUAUACUGCGGCGCCUUAUGUGAACUUUAUUCAUUUGGCCCUGCCCGCUUUUGCCCGGAAGUCCCGUGAAGCUGCCGUCCAAUAUGCCAAAGAACUACCUCCGACAGCCGUGCUAUAUCUCACCAGCAUGCGAUUCAAUACCAUUCCUCGGCAGACUGCUGUCCGUGUGGGUGAUCUUGUUCCAGUCAAAGACACUUUGCGCCCCGUCUCGUUCCAGAACAUGAAUCCUUCGCCGCAACCAUGGUGGAAAGGGAAGGUUCCGACUCAGUUUUAUACCGGAAGCCACAGCAAACCGGGAAGACAGACUUCCGCCUUCUUCCCUGAACUAUGGAGUGGGAUUUAUGAACAGAUUCAAAAGGCUAAACCUCGGUCACACUAA
Molecule: messenger RNA, 795 nt
Organism: Penicillium bovifimosum
Lineage: Eukaryota; Fungi; Ascomycota; Eurotiomycetes; Eurotiales; Aspergillaceae
Exons: 3
Coding region: 1-795 (264 amino acids)
Source: RefSeq, a predicted model, not a curated record